CCCGGCAGGGCAGUCAAAUUCAGAGUCACAUGAACAACCGCUCACAAGGAAGAUUUAAACCCCAAGCAGCACGACUGGGAUCUUUGUGUUAACACACCAUCGGAGGUGCCCAACAUGCUGCUGUCCCUGAUCAGCAUCAUUGUCACCCUGUGGGUCUCCGGGGCGCAUGGGCAAGGAAGAACUUGUGAUUUUCCAGAAAUAAAACAUGGAAACAUAUAUGAGGAAAACAGAUAUAAACAAACCUUCCCCGUUGCUACGGGAAAAUAUUUCUACUACACCUGUGAUCAUAGCUUUGCCUCUCCUUCGCAAUCACUCUGGACUCGAAUAACCUGUACAGAGGAAGGAUGGUCACCUGCGCCAAAGUGUGUCCGACAGUGCUUUUUCCCUUGGGUGGAAAAUGGCCAUUCUGCAUCUUCAGGACAAACACAUGAGGAAGGCGACACUGUGCACAUUGUCUGCGAUACGGGCUACAGCCUCCUGAAUGGCCAGGGUAGCAUCACGUGUCUAGAAAGCGGUUGGUCCGCGGCCCCCACGUGCAGCCGCACCGGUUCCAGUGGAAAGUGUGGGCCCCCUCCCACUAUCGACAAUGGAGACAUCACCACAUUCUCCUCAGCGGUCUACGCUCCAGGAGCGUCCGUGCAGUACCAAUGCCAGGCUUACUAUGAACUGCAGGGAAACAGGGAAAUAACCUGCCAUGACGGACAGUGGUCAGAACCACCCAUAUGCUUAGAGCCAUGUGUCAUAUCAGAAGAAAUGAUGGAAAAACAUAACAUACAGUUAAGAUGGAGGAACGAGAGAAAACUUUAUUCUAAAACAGGUGAUAUUAUUGAAUUUGACUGUCGAUCUUGGCGUCAUCGUCGAAAGUCACCACAUUCUGCAUUUCGAGUAACAUGCCGGGAAGGGAAAAUUGCUUAUCCCACUUGUGAAUAAAAUGAGAGUUAUAGUGCAGUCUUAAAAUUUAAAUACAGACGUUCAUUGAGAAUAUUUUUAUUCCUAAUCCAAUUCUGUUCAAUUUAAUUUUUCAAGUAUGGUUUAAUUCAUGUUUAUUCAUGAGUGAGAAUUUAUGGUAUUAGAUAUCAUUAGUAAUCUGAAAGAUCACUAAAUCACUUCUUAAAAGCAUCACAUUUAAGUGUGGCAAAACAACAUAUUUUGUGUUCUGUUCAUAAAACAUCUGUGGCUAGAAAUUAGAUGCCAUCUCCUCAAUGGCCUGCUGGCACCCAAGUGUUCUCCUCACAUUCUCAAAGCUUUCUCCGUAACUUCUGAGGCAAUUUGAGACUCUUGCUUCAGAGGAAAUGGGAAAAAAUGCUUGUCUCCAUCUUCAAAAUAUACUCACUUCACAAACACACACAAAAAAACAAACUAUGUCACACCCGUGUUGUCAGUAAGAUGUACCGGACUGUGUUCUAAUCACCUGAGCCACCCGGCUACGGCUAACGUUGUAAAUCUUAAAAUACCUGGUCACAGAACAGUUUACCUGAUGCUAAAUAAAUAUAAGAACUGAAA
Molecule: messenger RNA, 1503 nt
Organism: Pteronotus mesoamericanus
Lineage: Eukaryota; Metazoa; Chordata; Mammalia; Chiroptera; Mormoopidae
Product: complement factor H-related protein 2-like
Exons: 5
Coding region: 115-930 (271 amino acids)
Biological process (GO): complement activation
Molecular function (GO): complement component C3b binding
Source: RefSeq, a predicted model, not a curated record